This is a messenger RNA of Gastrolobium bilobum, 1010 nucleotides long. Its product is annotated as putative B3 domain-containing protein Os04g0346900. NCBI's taxonomy places the organism in Eukaryota, Viridiplantae, Streptophyta, Magnoliopsida, Fabales, Fabaceae. The record is from RefSeq and is a predicted model, not a curated record. Gene Ontology annotation, molecular function: DNA binding. Bases 21 to 1010 code for a protein of 329 amino acids. The transcript has 4 exons.
GAGCUCAAGUUCCAACAUCCAUGGUUUGCGGUAGCAACGGGGGAAAUAAGCAUCAUCUUCCGACGGCAAUCCUUUUCUUCAAGAUUAUUCUUAAAACAAGUCUUCAAGAUGGAAAGCUUAAGAUCCCAAAAAAUUUCAUUAGGAAUUAUGAUGGUGACAUGUCAAACCCAAUGUUUCUCAAGCCUCCAGAUGGCACUAAAUGGGAAGUAUUUUGGACCAAACAUGAUGGUGAUAUUUGGCUUCAAAGGGGUUGGAAAGAAUUUGCUACAUAUUACUCCCUAGAUCAUGGGCAUAUGGUUUUGUUUGAAUACAAGCAAACUUGUCAUUUUGAGGUACACAUAUUUGACAAGAGUACCCUUGAAAUACAAUAUCCUUUCCAUGGCACUCAAGAUGAACAGCCCAACCUCAACGAGGUUAGUGAUGACUCAGUUGAAAUUUCGAAUGAGUUACUACCGUGCAAUAAGACUAGACAGAAAUCACCAAUAUCUUCUCCUCAACCACGUAAGAAAUCUAGAACUGGCACAAGUAGAGAUGUUAAGAGAAGAUCCACUGAGCAAAACUUGCCUCAGCAUAUCCAAAUCGAAGGCACAAACUUCGAGAAUUCCAAAUUUGGAUCUGUAAAGAAAGAACCUGAUGAGUAUAUGGGUGGUACCAUUGAACAGGACAACCUUGACCAGAUUCAUGAUAACUCAGUCAAAAUUACGGAUGAGCUACCACCAUGCCAUACGGCUAGACAGAAAGCACCGAUAUCUUGUCCUCAACCAUGUAAAAUAUUAAGAACUGGCACUAGUGGAGAUGUUGAAAGAAGAUCCACUUUGCCAAAGUUGCCUCAGCAUGUCCAAAUUAAGGAGGAAAUGGAUGGUACCACUGAAUGCCUAAAAGUGGAGCAGUCAACUUCUAAAAGUACUGAAGCUUUAAAGAAAACCACAACCAUCAGAUCUAAAAACCCCUCUUUCAGGAUUGUCAUGAAGCCUUCCUAUGUUGUUCGACAUCGCUUGGUGAGCUUUUGA